Molecule: messenger RNA, 678 nt
Organism: Daphnia magna
Lineage: Eukaryota; Metazoa; Arthropoda; Branchiopoda; Diplostraca; Daphniidae
Exons: 2
Coding region: 1-678 (225 amino acids)
Source: RefSeq, a predicted model, not a curated record
AUGAAGGUGAGCUACGAUCAACUUCACACCAUCCUGGUGGAAAUUGAAGCAAUCGUGAACUCACGACCUCUCACAUAUGUUUCCGGAGACGCACAAGCGUAUGAAGUGCUAUCUCCACAAAGACUUUUGACUGGAAGACAGCCUGGCGCCACGACGGAGGCUUCCGAGCUGACCACAAUGAGCCGCAACGAGCUGAUCGACUUAGAUAAGCAACGUAGCGAACACGCUCUAACUUGGUGGAGGCUAUGGCAAGAAUCUUACUUGUCCGACUUAAAAAGAUUCCAUUGUCGCAAGGGAAAGGGUACUAGAAUCCCCCGCGUUGGCGAAAUCGUCCUGCUAAAGGAGCCGAAUAUCAAGCGUGUUUCGUGGCCUACGGCCAUUAUAACGGAAUUGAUUCCCGGCUAUGACGGCAAGAUACGAGCUGUAAAGUUACGUCUUCGUUCAGAAAAGGAAAAAGCACGAGGUCUCCAGACCAUUUAUCCAUUGGAAAUUCAACAUGACGUGGAUCUGCCCGUCAAUUUUUCCGUAGACGGAUCUAGAGAAGCCGAGGCUGGCCAAGAAGAAGGAGGUGCAUCCGCGCCUAAGAAGAAACCCCCCCGCAAGAAGAAAAAGGAAUCGCCGAGGAGGACUCGCGAUUCCGGUAGAGUAGACGCCAUUAUAAGUUGUGUCAGAAUCUGA